ACAAAAGAUCUGAUGGCCACUUCUCAAAUAUUGAUGUGUUUUGUUAUUCUUUUAUUUUCACUUUGUGUGGAUACAACAUCAGAAAGAACAGAGGGAAGAGCCCUUCUCAAGUGGAAGAACACCUUAUCCAAUAUCCAUGUUCUUCAUUCAUGGUCUAUUGUUAAUCUUGACAACAUUUGCUGGAAUUGGACUGGCAUCAGCUGCAACAAUGUCGGAGAUGUUUAUAAGAUAAAGUUGGUUAACUUCAGCCUCUCAGGUACCCUUGAAAGCUUUGAUUUCAUUUCAUUUCCAAACCUCACCCAUUUUAGCCUCCAUAAUAACAGUUUCACUGGAUCAAUUCCAUAUGCCAUUGCUAACCUUUCCCAGUUAAAUUUCUUGGACCUCAGUUUGAACCGUUUUGUGAAUUUUAUACCACCAGAGAUAGGAAGAUUAAGAAAUCUUCAGUUCUUGAGCCUUGGAUUUAACAAUCUUGAUGGUAUUAUUCCUUUCCAAAUAAGCCACCUUCGAAACCUUACUUCCCUUUCCUUAUCUUUCAAUUCUUUGACUGGUGAAAUUCCAGAAUCAAUAUUCUCUAGUAUCACCAACCUUCAAACUUUUGAUUGUAGAGGAAAUCUUUUCCAUGGCCCAGUUCCAACAAGUUUUAUCAAGCUGUCCAAGCUUAAAAUACUUGACCUACGUGCAAACAAUUUCUAUGGCUCAAUACCUCCUACAUUUGGAAAUUUAAGCUCACUAACCAAUCUUCAUCUCAGCUCCAACAUGUUGCAAGGAAAUAUUCCCGAAGCACUAUGCAAUCUUCACUCCCUUACCACUCUUUAUUUAUUUAACAAUAAUUUUAGUGGCCCGAUACCUCAGUGCCUGGGAAAUAUAACCUCUUUAAGACGUCUUUCUCUCGAUUCCAAUGAGAUGCAUGGGAAUCUAUAUAGAACACUGUGCAAUUUUCACUCCCUUGAAACUCUUUAUAUAUAUAACAGUUGUUUGGGUAAUCUAGUUUCACAUUGCUUGGGGAAUCUAACCUCAUUAAGACGUCUUUCUCUCCAUUCCAACACGAAUCAAGUUAGUAUUCCCGACACACUUUGCAAUCUUCACUCCCUUGAAACUCUAUAUUUGUCUUUCAACAGUUUGACAGAUCCAUUUCCACAGUGUUUGGGGAAUAUAACUUCAUUAAGAUAUCUUUCUCUCAGUUCUAACAGUGUGCAAGGAAAUAUUCCAGUAACACUUUGCAAUCUUCGCUCCCUUGAGAGUUUACUUUUGUCCUUCAAUAAUUUGGGAGGGUCAGUUCCACAAUGCCUAGGAAACAUAAGCUCACUUAGCUCUCUUACUCUAGGCUACAAUGCGCUGCAAGGAAAAAUUCCCGAAACACUUUGCACUCUUCAUUCCCUUGAUGUUCUUGAUUUAUAUCUCAAUAGUUUGGGUGGUCCAAUUCCACAAUGCUUGGGAAAUAUAACCUCACUAAAGUAUCUUUCUCUUAGUUCCAACAUGCUCCAAAGAAGUAUUCCCGAUGCCCUAUGCAAUCUUCAUUCCCUUGAGGUUCUCGAUUUAACAAACAACAGUUUGGAUGGUUCAAUUCCACAAUGCUUUGGAAAAUUGAGAAGUUUGAAAACUUUACUUGUUUCUAAAAAUCAGCUUGGAGGAAUGCUACUUCCAACUCCAACACUUCCUAGUUUGAUUUCUGGGAUAGAUACAGGGUUGUGUAGUUUGAGUUCCCUACAAUUUCUUGAUCUGUCAGACAACAAUUUGAACGGUCCACUACCUCUAUGUUUAGAGAGCUUCAGUAGGGAACUUAAGGUUAUAAAUUUAGCUAGAAAUCAAUUUCAAGGAACUAUUCCAAUAGUAUGUAACACAAAGGGAAACAACUUGGAGUAUUUCAAUUUAAAUGACAAUCAAUUGGAAGGGCCAUUGCCUAGAGGCUUGACAAAUUGCAGCCAUCUUAAACUUCUAGAUUUUGGAAACAACAAGUUACAGGAUUCAUUCCCUUAUUGGUUGGAUACUCUUCCAGAUUUGCGUGUUCUUGUGUUGAGAUCUAAUCAAUUUUAUGGUGAAAUAUGUACUUCUAACAACACACUUCCAUUCCCAAAGCUGCAUAUUUUUGAUAUCUCACAUAAUGAGUUUAGUGGUCCUUUGCCAAGAUAUUAUAUGGAGAACUUUGAAGCCAUGAAGCAAGCAAAUGAUGAUGAAAUUUUGUCAACUUAUGAAGCCUCAAUAAGCCUAGUGUGGAAAGGGGUGGAGCUUCAAGUGGUGCACUAUAAUAUCUGGAUAGCCCUUGAUUUAUCCAAUAACAACUUCCACAGCCAGAUUCCCAAUUCUUUAGGAAUGCUACACCUCAUCCAGUAUCUCAAUCUAUCCCACAACCAACUUAUUGGCUAUAUUCCAUCAUCACUAGAAAACCUAACCGUUCUUGAGUCACUUGAUUUGUCAUCAAACAAACUAGUGGGUGAGAUUCCAAGACAACUUCCAAGAUCAUUGACAUUUCUAGCCGUACUGAAUGUGUCUUCUAAUAAUCUUUCUGGACCUAUACCCCGAGGCUUGCAGUUUGACACAUUUAGCAAUGACUCCUAUUUGGAAAACAAAGCUCUUUGUGGAUUACCACUAAUGUUACAAUGCCAUGGCAAGGGUGAAGAGGAAGCACCGGAUGUGAAGGAUUCAGAAGAGCACACGACUGCCGGUGUACAAUACCCAGGGUAG
Messenger RNA from Ipomoea nil (Japanese morning glory), 2682 nucleotides. Its product is annotated as probable leucine-rich repeat receptor-like protein kinase At1g35710. Gene Ontology annotation, molecular function: protein binding. Bases 13 to 2682 code for a protein of 889 amino acids. The record is from RefSeq and is a predicted model, not a curated record. The transcript is spliced from 2 exons. Lineage: Eukaryota; Viridiplantae; Streptophyta; Magnoliopsida; Solanales; Convolvulaceae.